This is a messenger RNA of Tinamus guttatus (white-throated tinamou), 951 nucleotides long. Lineage: Eukaryota; Metazoa; Chordata; Aves; Tinamiformes; Tinamidae. The record is from RefSeq and is a predicted model, not a curated record.
AUGGCAGAUAGGAAUCACAGCAGAGUGACAGAAUUCGUUUUCAUUGGCUUCACCGAUCAUCCAGAUCUUCAGAUUCCUCUCUUUAUGGUGUUCCUGCUAAUCUACAUUGUCACGCUGCUGGGGAAUUUUGGGAUAAUCCUGCUCAUCAGGAUCGACUCCAAGCUCCAUACUCCAAUGUAUUUCUUCCUCAGCCACUUGGCCUUUGUAGACCUUUGUUAUUCUUCAACCAUCACACCCAAAAUGCUGGCAAACUUCUUGUCCGAGAGAAUAACAAUUUCUUACCAUGCCUGUGCUGCACAGCUGUGCUUUUUUCUUACAUUCAUGAUCACAGAGUGUUUCCUUCUUGCUGGGAUGGCAUACGAUCGCUCUGUGGCCAUCUGUAACCCUCUCAACUACACGGUCAUCAUGUCCCAGCGUGUCUGUAUCCAACUGGUGGCUGGCCCUUACCUGUACGGUUUCUGUGUUGCCUUGUUCCACACCAUAGUUACAUUUCGCUUGAAUUUCUGUGCUUCUAAUAUGAUCAACCAUUUCUACUGCGAUGACCUCCCCUUGUUAGCACUCUCCUGUUCUAGUACCUACACCAAAGAAAUGUUAAUAUUUGCCUUUGCUAGCUUUACUAUGAUCUCCUCUCUUCUGAUAGUGCUUGUCUCCUACCUGCGCAUCUUGGCCAUCAUUUUGAAGAUCUGCUCUGCUCAGGGCAGGCAGAAAGCUUUCAGCACCUGUGUCUCCCACCUGACAGCGGUCACCAUCUUCUACGGGACCCUGAUUUUCAUGUAUUUACAGCCCAGCUCUAAACACUCACUGGACAGAGACAAGGUGGCCUCACUGUUCUACACAGUGGUGAUCCCCAUGCUGAACCCUCUCAUCUACAGCCUGAGGAACAAAGAGGUGAAGGCAGCCCUAUGGAAAAUCAUAUAUAAAAUAUACAACUGCCCUGCAGUCAAUGACUAG